Messenger RNA from Metarhizium album ARSEF 1941, 804 nucleotides. RefSeq lists its product as uncharacterized. The transcript has 2 exons. The coding region runs from base 1 to 804 and encodes 267 amino acids. The record is from RefSeq and is a predicted model, not a curated record. NCBI's taxonomy places the organism in Eukaryota, Fungi, Ascomycota, Sordariomycetes, Hypocreales, Clavicipitaceae.
AUGCGCUUCCUCGUUUGUCUCGCUGCUGCGCUGCCUCUCGCGCUAGGCGCAGAGCUAUCGACUGUCGUUCAAAACCUGCACCCAAGCAAGAGGGCGCCUCGAGCAGGGCAAUCGACCUGCGAUGGAGAACUGAUAUUGCACCUUGACUUCCGCAAGGACGCACCUGCCUUUGAACUAUCCGCGAGGCUCCGUCGGGACAGCCCGAUUCCACAGGAAACCACGUUUUGGUCUGGUCCCGGUGUUAGCAUUACGUUGAACAUGGGGCGGCCGGGGAAGCUCAAAGGAAAAUUGAAACUCGUGUUAGUAAAACCGCAGCACCAUAAUGUGCCGGAUAAUCUACAGACAAUGCAGAUACCUGUUCAAAGCAUCUACAUGACUUGCUCUGAUGGGAAUAAUUUUUAUCGCCUCAAGGUACUCGGACAAACCACUCUGAAGCCGGGAAAACUCGUCAGAAGCAGCCAAAACCGUUACUACGAGCUUGAGACGAUAGACAUAGCUAGAGUUCCCUUGGAGCAGAGUCGAUGUACCGACGUACAGAGAGUAACUGGUACUCUUUCUAUAUCUGACAAAUGGUGGGCCGGAACUUCAAACGAGGUCCAUAUCCGUGUUGGCAACCAAGACGUACUGGUAGCCAAGGGCUUCAGCCGCGAUAACAAGCUUCCUUUUGAAGUGAAGGACUUGGAUCGAACUACCUUGAAAGACCUCAGCCGCAUUUUGGUUCUUCUCAGAGGAGACUCCGACGACGCAGCGCUAAUUGAAGGUAUUACGACUCCGUCUUUAUCACUCUACUUGCUCUUACAAUAA